This is a messenger RNA of Polypterus senegalus (gray bichir), 2938 nucleotides long. It is a transcript of the gene stk17al, whose product is annotated as serine/threonine kinase 17a like. Gene Ontology annotation, cellular component: nucleus. NCBI's taxonomy places the organism in Eukaryota, Metazoa, Chordata, Cladistia, Polypteriformes, Polypteridae. The record is from RefSeq and is a predicted model, not a curated record. The transcript has 7 exons. The coding region runs from base 467 to 1534 and encodes 355 amino acids. Gene Ontology annotation, molecular function: ATP binding; protein serine/threonine kinase activity. Gene Ontology annotation, biological process: positive regulation of apoptotic process; protein phosphorylation; intracellular signal transduction.
CUUCGAGUGCUGAAGUUGGUGUAGUGGGGUGGAGAGUGCUGCGGCUCCAGCGGUGUGGACCGGACACCGGCGUCUCCGUUUUAUUAAUUACUUAGUAUAUAUUUUUUUAUUCUAUCUACUUCUUAUGGACCUGUGCUGGAAAUACACAAUAAGCGUGGUUGCAUUUGGGUAGUCGAAGUGAACGGGUAUUUUUCACCAACUUUGCUAAACGAGCACGGCGACGAGAAGCGUCUUCGUGGAAGUCUGCGCGCGGCGGAAGGCGUCCGAAUCAGUUUCAAAGAGGACAACAUCUUUGUCAAGUUGCUGGACUUUUCCUUCAAACCACCUGGCAUUUUUUUUUUGAACGCCAUCCUCACAUCUCCAAUCCUACCAAUAGCGCACUCCAGAGCGCUUUAAAUUUCGGAGAGAAUCCGGCAAAGCUCAGCUGGUUCACUGGUUAAAAGGCUUACAAAGUGAAAGAGCUCGAAUGCCAGAAUCCGCAGUGAUGCACCGUAACGGGAUGCUGUCAGACAUCCAAACUCGAAUCCGAACGGAACCCCUUAACGGCAGUUACGAAGUCGCAGGCAAAGAAUUGGGCAGGGGGAAGUUCGCCGUGGUGAAGAAGUGCGUGGACAAGACCACCGGGAAUGAACAUGCGGCCAAGUUUCUGCGCAAACGGCGCAAGGGUGUCGACUGCCGCAUGGACAUCAUCAAUGAGGUGGCCAUCCUGGAAAUGACCAAGUCCAACCCGUAUGUGGUGGCCCUGCACGAGGUCUUCGAGACCACCUCUGAAAUCAUCCUGGUGUUGGAGUACGCCGCUGGUGGUGAGAUUUUCAAUCAGUGCGUUGCAGACAACGACGAGGCCUUCACAGAGAAGGAUGUCAUCCGAUUGGUCAGGCAGAUCCUCAGCGGGGUGGCAUUCCUGCACCGGAGCAACGUGGUUCACCUGGACCUCAAGCCCCAGAACAUUCUUCUGACAAGCAGCAGACCCUUGGGGGAUAUCCGAAUAGUGGACUUUGGCCUGUCUAGACAAGUGGACAAUGUGAAGGAAGUGCGGGAGAUUCUGGGAACGCCAGAAUAUGUAGCUCCUGAAAUCCUGAGUUACGAUCCGAUCAGCACAGCCACAGACAUGUGGAGUAUCGGGGUCCUGACGUACGUCAUGCUGACCGGAGAGUCGCCAUUUCUCGGAGACGACAAGCAGGAGACGUAUCUGAACAUUUCCCAGGUGAAUGUCAGCUACUCGCAGGAUGUCUUUGAGGGGGUCUCCAACUUGGCCGUGGACUUCAUCAAGUCUCUCCUGGUUAAAAGCCCCAGGGCAAGGGCCACAGCUGAAGACUGCCUACAGCACCCCUGGCUGACCCCCCACCCCGAUGCCCUGACGCCCCUGAGCGAGUCUGACGCCGGGCAGUCGGACCCCGAGAGCCCCGACUCGGCUGAGGAGCUCGUCCUGUCCUACACCAUCUGCCAGAGCGACCUUGAGGUGGUGCGCAAGAGCUUUACGUUUGAGGAGCCAUUCAGCGCCCGGCCGGAGAUCCAGCAGGAGCUCGUCUGCUGACCCGGUGCGGCCCCCCCUCGCCCACCCGCCUGCACUUGGCUUGGGAUUUUCUGUCGUGUGACAGCGAGGUGACAAUUUCCACCGGGACUUGAGACUGCCUCCCCCUGGUGUCAGCACGGUCAUUUUGAUUUUUUUAAAGCUGGGGACAUAAUGGGGGGGGGUCAAAUUUUGGGACGGCAGUUUUCAAGAAGAGGACGGCUUUGGACUGCCCAGCCUGCAGAUCCUCAGAUGUGCGAAUUUGUGAGCCGCCCGAUGCCCGCCAGGUGCCCCCCCCGUUCUUUUUUUCUUUUUUUUCUUUUUUUUUAGGUUCCUCUCCUUGUUUUUAUUGUGCACUUUAAUGAUCACAAGAAGUGGCAGUCAUGCCAGGGACGGUGAGUCACAUGACAGUUUGGGUGUGUGACACACAUUUCAAAAGGGCACGCAAGCGGUUUGGACUGACAUGGUCAUGUGGUGACACGCCGGUGCCACUGUGCCCCUCUGCUGUGGUACCAGCUCACUUUGCUUGCCACCAGAGACUCGUGGGGAUUGACUUGUUGUUUCUUUCUUUUUUGGGGGGGGGGUUUGGGGGGUCCUCUGUUUUUGCUGCUGCUCAUGCUUUGCGAACAGCUGAGGUUUGGGGGAGCAAAAUCAGAAGCGUUGAAGCACUGCAACUGCAAACUCUGAGCACCUUGUACUGAAAAAGGAGAAAAAACGUCAAAGGUCUGAUUGUGUUUUAUGCAAAUGUAUUUUAAUUAUUCUGUUUAUUAAUAAUAAUAAUAAUAAUAAUAAAGAAAUGAAUUAUUUUUCUAUUUUAUGUUUUAUAUAUUCAUGUUGUAAAUUAAAUAUUAAGUCUCUGUGUGAGAGAUGGGGGGCAUUAGGCCUGGAGUGGACUUUUGGGGGUCUGCUGUCCCAACCCCCCCCCUUGCAUCCCUUUUAUGCUUGGUGGAGGGGAGGGUGGUGUCCUUAGCCAUCUUUAAUGGCCCACCGGGUUAAAGACCCCUCUUAUGUGUGGGGGGGGGCUCCUUAACCAGAUGGGCCGUUAAAAACCCUUCUUAUGCUGGGGGGCUCUUUAACCAUCUCUUAUUCUGGGGGGGCUCUUUUAACCAUCUCUUAUUCUGGGGGGGGUCUUUAAUCAUCUCUUUUGGUAGGAGGGUAUCUAACCAUCUUUAAUGGCCCACCAGGUUAAAGUCCCCUCUUAUGCUGGGGUGGUCUUAACCAUCUCUUUUGCAGUCUUUAAUGGCCCACCUGGCUGCAAGUGGCUUAGAAUUGGGGGGUGGGGUAAUGAACUAAUGGAAAAUCCUGCCUCCAUUUGGUGGGAGGGACAUGUAAAUCAAAGACCCCCUUUUUAGGGCCGCAGUUGUGGGCUUCUCCCGUUGUAUUGGUCUGUGUUUCUGAAGGUUAAUAAAAUUUUAUUUUUAUUCUGGA